UUUUUAAAUUCUUUGCUGUUUUUAUAUCACAUUCCAUUUCCAUUCAUUAAUUAGUUUACCAACAUUAAUCAUCUCAUCCUCUUCUUCUUGCUUCUUUUGGCACCAAAAGACUAAAAGAGACACCCCAUAACAUAAAUUUCCAAUUGAUUUUGGGGUUUUGGAGUAAGUGCAGUCAGAGGUUUUCUUGUUUUUUGUCUGGUUGUCUUUGUUUGUUUAUCUGUUUCGUUUGAUUCCUCUUCUUUCUCUAUCAGUCUUACAACAAACAGGAAGAAAAGAAGAAGAAGCUCUGUUUGUUUCUUUGUUUGUUUGUUAUUUUUUCAAUUUUUGAAUUUUAGGAGGGAGAUUUUUAGAAGAUGUUGAGAUGAUUAUGCCUCUCACUGCCUACUCUUUUCAUAUUAAAAAGGUUGGUAACUUCAAGCAAGUACAUCGAUGCUGGGUGUAAACGUAACUCCUCCUCCUCCUCCUCCUCCGCUUGAAAAAUACAAGAUGUACAACUCACCGGUCACUCAUUUUGAUUUGAACUUAAGUGAUGAGCGUUCAAAGACUAGUGGAAGACAAUGCAAUUCUGGAAGUCGGUUGGAUUAUUCUCAUGAAUCUCUGACCGAUGAUAAUGACUCUGUGUUAGAGGCGAGCACCUCCGAUGGAGAGGUUAAAAGUCUUGGAGCUUUUCUUAAGAUGGACAAAGUCAAUCCUCACAGAAUGCAGCUUCAGCGGGAGGUUGAGAAAAUGCAGCAAGAGCUAGAGGAAGAGAUGGAACUGCGCAGUGUCUUAGAAAAUGCAGUUGAGCUAAGCGAUUUAACAUCAUCUAAUUUAACAUGCAUCCCAGAACAUGCCAAGGAACUCUUAUCUAGUAUUGCUCUACUGGAGAUCACAGUUUCAGAUCUCGAGGAAGAGAUGAUAUCUUUGCAGUGUCAGCUAAGUCAAGAAAGAAACGAGCGAAAACUCGAGGAGUACCAUCAGAAACGUUCAACUUCACAGUCACCAUUUCUUCAGUCCCCUGAAAAUAUAAGAAGACUGCAUUCCUAUAGUCCAAGUUCAAGGUGCUUAGAGCCCUCCGUUGCGUUGUCUUAUAACUCUAGAACAUUGUCACGCCAAAAGCGAAUGGAUGACCCAUCGGAAGAUAUCUGCACGACAUCAUUUGUUAAUUCAAUGAAUCUGUCUAUAGAUGAAUCUGGGCCAUCCGUCAGAGAUGAAAGUGUAUUUGCGAAAAAUCCUCAACAUGUAAGUUCUAAAGAGGGGAUGCGGGUUGCCGGCCUUUCGGAUCAGCCUAAUAAGCUUUCCGAGGAGAUGGUAAGGUGCAUGAAGAAUAUUUUUAUCUCCUUGGCAGAUUCUUCCACUUUGUCAGCCAAAUUACGAGCACUGAAAAUGAACUGCCCGUCAUUCUCUCCACAAUCUGAGUGCUCCACAAACUUAACAUGCGCACAGAACCCACAUGUUGAUACAGAGAAUGUCACUGAGUUGUUUGCUUCAAAGAAUGCAUUCGAUCCAUAUAAAGUUCGUGGAAAGUUAAGCUGGGCAGAUAUUGGAAUUUACGGAUCAGCAAUUGAGGUUUCUUGGAUGUCUGUUGGGAAGAAACAGUUAGAGUAUGCUGCUGGGGCACUACGGAGAUUUAGAUUGCUCGUUGAGCAACUUGCUGAGGUGGAUCCUAUCAACUUGGCUGACAAUGAGAAGUUGGCUUUCUGGAUCAACAUAUAUAAUGCGCUGAUCAUGCACGCCUACUUGGCAUAUGGAGUUCCCAAAACCGAUUUGAAACUUUUCUCACUGAUGCAGAAGGCACAAUACACAGUUGGUGGUCAUUCCUUCAGUGCUGCUGCAAUCGAAUAUGUCAUACUGAAGAUGCAACCACCAGUCCAUAGGCCACAAACCGCUUUAGUUCUUGGUCUUCACAAACUGAAGGUACCCGACGAGCAACAUAAUUACUCUAUCGAUGUACAUGAACCUCUGGUUGUUUUUGCGCUGAGCUGCGGAAUGUACUCAUCGCCAGCAGUCAGGAUCUAUACUGUGCAGAAUAUAAAAGAGGAACUUAAACAUGCACAGCGGGACUUCGUUCGGGCAUCAGUAGCUGUAAGCCGGAGAGGCAAGCUUCUGAUGCCAAGAAUGCUGUAUGAAUUCGCUAGUAAUUUCGUUGAUGAUUUGACUUUGAGGAUUUGGAUCUCUCAGUACCUACCACCUCACCAGGCUGUGGUUGUGGAACAAUGUAUUGCAAAGAGGAAACAGAGCUUCCUUGGAAGAAGCAGCACUGUCAUUGUACCUUUCGAUUCUCGAUUCCGCUAUUUAUUCUUACCCGUGGUUCCUGAUUCAAAAUUAUGUUCAUCGACACUCCAAUGAUAAUGACAGCUCCAAUUUGCAACAUCCUUAACUGUAUGUUGUAUGCCUGCAUUGAACUGCACAACUCCUCCAUGGUAAAUUUUACUGCCGCUGGGGCUAGCUGGGAAGUUUAAACAGAUAUUGAGAGCUUGAAACUGAAGUUGCUUGUAUAAUCUUCUGUCAUUUCAUCAGGUAUGUAAUUAAGCUCUGAUGUUUCGUUUUUUGGAGGUGGCAGUGUAUUAUAUCACACUUUGGUCUCCCUUUGGUCUGUCUUCACUUGGAGGCCUAUUGUCUCCUAGUUCAAACCAUGUAUGUAAAUUGUAUCUCCAACAUUUGGAGCUUGGUGAUGCACUAGAUUGCAAGCAGAAAUGCUUGCGUGCACUUGUAUUAUAUUAAUUGAGAGUGCAGUAAAGAGAAUGUGGCUAUGGUAUCAAUUUUGACAAACACUUCAUUGUUAUCAAUCGAUCAGUGUUUUGCCUUCGUAUCAGAAACAACAAUAAUGGGACUAAAAAUUGUACAGUGAAUUCAUUCUC
Papaver somniferum (opium poppy) is the source of this 2840-nucleotide messenger RNA. RefSeq lists its product as uncharacterized. The transcript is spliced from 12 exons. Bases 430 to 2328 code for a protein of 632 amino acids. The record is from RefSeq and is a predicted model, not a curated record. NCBI's taxonomy places the organism in Eukaryota, Viridiplantae, Streptophyta, Magnoliopsida, Ranunculales, Papaveraceae.